CAACAAGAUCAUCUCCCUAAAACCUUACUGAAAUGAUAAACUCACCUAAUAAAAAUCCCCAUUUCCGAAACCCUAAUUGAACAAUCGCCAUGAGACCUCUCGACGAGAUUGAGACGACCGCCGUCUUCAACAAGCUCCACAAAUUCGUCGGCAACAACCUCAAGAACAUCGUCCUCGAAUCUCAGGCCCACGAGGGACCCGAGCCGAACCCCGGCCGCUACUGCUUCCGAAUGCAGAAGAAUCGCGUCUACUACGUCUCCGAAUCGCUCGUGAAGCGCGCCACCAACAUCAAGCGCGACAAGCUCGUCUCGCUGGGGACGCAGAUCGGCAAAUUCACCAAGGGCGGGAAGUUCCACCUGACGGUCCAGUGCCUGAACCUGCUGGCCGCCAACGCCAAGCACAAGGUAUGGCUGAAGCCGACGGCGGAAAUGAGCUUCCUGUACGGGAACAGCGUGUUGAAGGGCGGGGUCGGGAGGAUUACGGAGAGCAUUCAAGUUAAUGACGGCGUGGUCGUUUUCUCAAUGUCCGAUGUGCCGCUGGGAUUUGGGGAUGCUGCUAAGAGCACCGUGGAUUGCCGGAAGAUGGACCCCAAUGGGAUCGUUGUGCAUCGCCACGCCGAUAUUGGAGAGUAUUUGAGGAUGGAGGAUGACCUUUAGUUCUGAUUGAAUGAUUAUUAAUGCUAAUCGUUGUUGUAUGCUGCUGUGUGACCCAAGUUCUGGUGGUUAUGUUUCCAUCUUGAUUAGCGAAUGUUUUGGUUAUGAAAUUUUGUACCUUAAUGUUUUAUUUGUCUGAGUUUGUUAGGAUUGUGAUGAGAAGUGAAGAGUUAUGGGGUGAGUUUAAUCGUUAAUUUAUUAUGAUACUUGUUCUAGUACAUAGGGAGUAGUAUGAAUUUUGUUUGUUAAUAUGAUUUUGGUGUUUGUAA
Messenger RNA from Salvia splendens (bonfire salvia), 922 nucleotides. RefSeq names its product 60S ribosome subunit biogenesis protein NIP7 homolog. The transcript is spliced from 2 exons. Gene Ontology annotation, molecular function: RNA binding. Gene Ontology annotation, cellular component: nucleus. Gene Ontology annotation, biological process: ribosome assembly. Lineage: Eukaryota; Viridiplantae; Streptophyta; Magnoliopsida; Lamiales; Lamiaceae. The record is from RefSeq and is a predicted model, not a curated record. The coding region runs from base 90 to 656 and encodes 188 amino acids.